Protopolystoma xenopodis is the source of this 201-nucleotide messenger RNA. NCBI's taxonomy places the organism in Eukaryota, Metazoa, Platyhelminthes, Monogenea, Polystomatidea, Polystomatidae. The record is from the annotation of a GenBank genome assembly.
UCUCUCGCUUCUUCUCGACAAGAUACUAUAGAUGACAGACCUGUUGUUCUACGCCGUCCCAGGAAUAUGCCUUCUUCUUUACGCAACAACAACGAUAAUUUGCCCGGGCAAGGGAGCCCAACAAAUUGGCGUCUUUUUUUCUACCAAUUCAAUGAAGACCAUAUUAAGCCUGAUCUCAUCUGGAACAUUCGGGUAAUUUGA